AUGAAAGUGAUAAAUGAAGAUGUUAAAAUGAUAAAAAAUGCGUUACCCAAAUUAGACGAAAUUGAGAAAUCAGUGAAAACGAUACAAUUACAAAUGAGUUAUCUAGAAAUAAAAGUUAAAAAUCUGGAAACGAAAAGCACAGAGGCCGAAAACUCAUUAGCAUUCAUUAAUUCAGCUUUCGAAAAUCAAAAAAGUGAAUUACAGGAGUCAAGGGAACAAGUUAAUGCUUUACAAAACAAAUGCAUUGAUUUAGCAGAAUACGAUCACAUACUCCAGAAACAAGCUGAAAAUGUACAAGAUAAACUGCUAGAUUUAGAAGCAAGACCAAUGAGAUCAAACCUUAUAUUCUAUGGCCUGAACGAACCCGAACCCCCUAAGCCGAAUGAUACAAGAGAGCCGGAAGAUUGCGAUAAAAUUGUCAAAGACCUUAUCAGGGAAACCCUUGAUUUGGAAGUAAAUGAUAUGGUCUUUGAUAGAGCCCACAGACUAGGAGGAAUACGAUCCAAACGACCACGACCGAUCGUUGUGAAAUUCAGGGACAACGCAGAUCGUGAAAAGGUCAGGCAAAAAUCGUAUGAGCAUGAUAUUAAAAUCAACCUUAAAGCGCAGCAGCAAGGCAUCGGUAUCCAGACCCCCCAACCUUACAGGGAAGCUAGGAAAGCAUUCACAGACUUUAUUGCUAGCGAAAAUAUAGACGAAGGAACAGCAAGAAUAUCUGGAACAAAAUUGUAUAUCAACAAUAAAAUCAGUAAGAAGUAUGUCAACGGGAAAAUUGUGAAUCAUAAUACAUACUAG
Ruditapes philippinarum (Manila clam) is the source of this 795-nucleotide messenger RNA. RefSeq lists its product as uncharacterized. Lineage: Eukaryota; Metazoa; Mollusca; Bivalvia; Venerida; Veneridae. The record is from RefSeq and is a predicted model, not a curated record. The coding region runs from base 1 to 795 and encodes 264 amino acids. The transcript has a single exon.